AUGCAGCGUGACGAGAUAGUAGCAAUAGAGAAGAAGCCAGAAAAUGAAGAAGAAAAUCUUGACCAAGGACUUUUCGGUCGCUUCCUCGUUUUCAUAACCACAAUUAUUAUCAUCGCUGGCUUUCCAAUUUUCAUUUGGAGCUGCGUCCAAAUCGUGCAAGAGUACGAACGAGCAGCUAUUUUCCGCUUGGGUCGGCUCAAACAGCGCAAAGCAGUUGGACCAGGCCUUUUCUGGAUCAACUUUUUCACCGACACCUAUAUCAAGAUCGACUUGCGAACCGUUUGCUUUGACAUCCCAAGCCAAGAGAUUCUGACCAAGGAUUCCGUCACUAUUCGUGUCGAUGCGGUCGUAUAUUACCGAAAAGUGGAGCCAACCAGGUCCGUCUGCGAAGUGGAGAAUUCUGAUCAUUCUACUAGACUUCUGGCACAAGUAACUCUCCGAAACACUUUGGGCACUCGAACAUUGACGGAAGUUCUUUCUGAGCGAGAGUCAAUCAGCGACGAAAUCCAGCAAGCUCUUGACAGUGCCACAGAUCCAUGGGGAAUUUGCGUUGAACGCGUCGAGCUCAAAGAUGUUGUUCUUCCGGCACAAAUGCAACGCGCGAUGGCCGCAGAGGCAGAAGCCACUCGGGAGGCGAAGGCCAAGAUCAUCCAGGCCGAGGGAGAGAUGAACGCUUCAAAAGCCAUUGCAGAAGCUGCCCGAGUCAUUGCAGAGUGUCCACAGGCGAUACAGCUUAGAUACUUGCAAACACUGACAACAGUCUCUGCUGAAAAGAACUCGACAAUUAUUUUCCCAAUUCCGAUCGAGAUGAUGUCCGCUUUCAACAAAUCCGAAUAA
Messenger RNA from Oikopleura dioica, 837 nucleotides. The record is from the annotation of a GenBank genome assembly. NCBI's taxonomy places the organism in Eukaryota, Metazoa, Chordata, Appendicularia, Copelata, Oikopleuridae.